Gloeophyllum trabeum ATCC 11539 is the source of this 961-nucleotide messenger RNA. RefSeq lists its product as uncharacterized. The coding region runs from base 7 to 579 and encodes 190 amino acids. The record is from RefSeq and is a predicted model, not a curated record. The transcript is spliced from 6 exons. NCBI's taxonomy places the organism in Eukaryota, Fungi, Basidiomycota, Agaricomycetes, Gloeophyllales, Gloeophyllaceae.
UUUGAUAUGCACAACACGGCUCGACUUUUGGAAGCAGCCGCAGCCCUUUCUCAACUUCUGCGCGCGAGCAACAUCCCUCACGCCUUCUACGGAGGUAUUUUUGUUGCCGUGAUGUCAAAUAAUCCCUACGCAGAUGACAUAUAUUGUAUAGUAGACGGCGGCCUGUCUCAUCCAUUUCGACGUGUUCGUCAAGCAGUAUCUGGCAGUAGUCAUGUAACUACCAUCGCUUCUCCUUGGUGUAAUCGGCUGCACACGACAUACCAUGGAUUCAUCCCUCCAGUGGAGAUCGAAAUUCUCCCCGCCGGUGAAGCAGGACCGCGUCGUUUAGACGCUAAUACGACUACGACCAUCCGAGGCAUACCUUUCCUCUCCAUUACCGAGUUCCUGCGUGCCAAGCUCAAGGCAUGGGCGAUACGCCGGCAGGAACAGGAUGCGCAGGAGAUUUCUUAUGUGGUCACCCGCUACUGGAACCGAGUGGAUUACAACCGCGUCCCAGAGGAUGACAUGAAUAACUUUGCAAAGUGCCACCCCGCUGUUGCACCAGCAUGGUUAUCUAUAAAAAGGAAGUACGGCCUAUGACCCAAGCAUGCAAUAUUGGGCCACCUAUGUUUACGCCUGGAAGACUGGUCGCGCUGCGGGGGGAAGAAUUAGGACGCACGCAGGUCUCUGGGGAUCAUGCAGAACUAUGCCAGACCAAACGCGUUUUUCGCCGGAUGUCAGUGGGCGUUAUGGCUAGGAGGAUGCGUGCCUGAGAGACAGACCACGGACUCAGCACGAUCGAUGGAGGACUGAGGAGAUAUGCCGCAUACGUCAUUCGGACACUUAUGGUGUGUACCGUACCAAUGUCAGGAUCUGCAACGGAUAUGCCUUCACGUGCUUUCGCAACUAGAAUACUGCGGCAGACCCCACUAAAACCAGGAACGGUCCCCUUCGAGGAUAUUCUCCCGUUCAUUGAACCCGC